Aspergillus nomiae NRRL 13137 is the source of this 687-nucleotide messenger RNA. RefSeq lists its product as uncharacterized. The record is from RefSeq and is a predicted model, not a curated record. The coding region runs from base 1 to 687 and encodes 228 amino acids. The transcript has a single exon. Lineage: Eukaryota; Fungi; Ascomycota; Eurotiomycetes; Eurotiales; Aspergillaceae.
AUGGCGAGGCCCCUAGCACCAAGACCACCAAGACCACCAAGUCAGCCCCUGCCACCAAAAGCGCCAAAAUUCUUCUGCGCCAACAUAGACGCACAGGAUCGUGUCGAUGACCCACCAGAUUCUUCUGUCCUCAUAGAUUAUAUCAGAAAUGCCUAUGAGGAAAGCGUACCCCGGGAUGAGCAGUUGCGCAAGGAAAAGCUUUUCAUGGAGGGAGUGAUGGUUGAUGCCCACAACACAGACCUCGUGUGCGUCUUCGUUGAUGUGCCGAAUACAUGCGACGCCACAGGAAUCAUCUGUUCUUCCAUUUGCGAACUGGAAAGAAGAUACCAGGACGUCGCCGAGGACCAUAUUGGUCGCCCGCGAAGACCCAAUGACACUGGGUAUUAUAACGAUCACUUUGUCUGGGGCUGUGGCAUCCACCCUGGACAUCCACACGCUUCACUGAGGCCAGGGUUUGCGCGAAUUUGCUUCGCGUUCCCGACCAAAGCUGAACAUAGUGGCCAUGUAGUUCAGCAGGUGUAUCGCAAUCUCAAGGCAGUAUAUCGGCAUCGUCUUUUGCGUCGGUGCACUCUUCCCAUUGAAUUCAGGAAUAUGUACAUAUUUGUUUCCCAGCCGAUCUGGUACUUCCAUCGAUAUAAUCCUCUGACAUUCAGGAGAGUUGGAAGGCUACAUGAUAUUGCAGAUUGA